Messenger RNA from Polyodon spathula (Mississippi paddlefish), 5426 nucleotides. Its product is annotated as solute carrier family 52, riboflavin transporter, member 2-like. Bases 142 to 2979 code for a protein of 945 amino acids. Gene Ontology annotation, molecular function: 3'-5'-RNA exonuclease activity; riboflavin transmembrane transporter activity. The record is from RefSeq and is a predicted model, not a curated record. NCBI's taxonomy places the organism in Eukaryota, Metazoa, Chordata, Actinopteri, Acipenseriformes, Polyodontidae. The transcript is spliced from 3 exons. Gene Ontology annotation, cellular component: plasma membrane. Gene Ontology annotation, biological process: riboflavin transport.
UGGCGCUGCGUGUGUGGAAGCGACCUGACCGUGGAGUGAGAGGAACGCGUCGGAUCGAGACAGCGCCGUAAGAACGCUGGCGUUCAUCUGCAGAGGUUAUAAAUACCUCCUCCUCUCUUCUCGAACCCUUUCAAGAUUGCAAUGGAUCGUGAGCGAGAUUACACUUUCAUAGGAAACGGACCUCAGUGUGUUUCCGAUAUUGCUUCUGAGCUACGAAAUGAUUACUAUUAUAAGCUUCAGGAAGUCUUCUUGGGAACAGCGAAUGGAAACAGUCAAAGUCUUAUACUAGUUCCAUACAACAAUCAUAUGCUUUUGCAAAUAGGGCUUUUGAAAGAAGAAAAUAAAGUACCUUGGAAGUAUGUACAAGACUGGCUGGAAGCGCUGUUCCCAAAAUACAGAUCUGCGCGUUUACGGAGUCUGAUUGAAAAGGCAAGCGUAAACGUACUGGGGUUAAGUGCAGAAGAGAGAGCAAUGUUUCUAGAGGAAGAAGUCAAUCUAGAGUAUGUUGGUCCGGUGUGCGACAGUCUUGGCAUUCGAAGAACUGAUCUGUUGGAAUGCACUGACCUUUCAGAAAAAAUCCCACCUGGAGAGCCUGUGACGAAUGCUCUUCUGUUGGAAUUGGACAGCUUUGUUCGAAAAGAGAAGAUUGAUCCAUCAGUUAUUGUGACCUGGUUGAAAAACUUUGACUCCCAGUUUUGCUCUGAUGGCAAUACUCACAAAGCAUAUAAAACCCUGCAACUGCAAAUCAAAACAAUGAAGGUUAGUUAUCGAAUGCAUCAAAAAAAUAAAUAUAAAAAAAACAGUCUCUUGAAUCAGUUUCUUCAGGCUGAAUUCAUUCAGAGUCCCAGUGCAUCAGAGAGUGGGGUGAGAGAUGGCAAACUGUGGAAUGGAGGUCUUUUCAAGAUGAAGCGUUUUGGCUCAAAGUUGAUUGCAAACAAAAUGCAAUCAAGGAAUGUCAGGAAUUCUGAAAUCACAAGCGGCGUAGCUGAUAAAACUUACAAGCCUCCAAAUGUGCAUGCUAGGGGAACGGAGUUUGUGUUACAGAAUCAGAGUGAAAUCUUGUCACAUCAAAAAAUAGAACAGAAUCUUAAGUGUCGAUCAGUAUCAGGUCAGUACCCGUAUCUGACAGUCAAACCCAUUCCGCAGUCAAGCCCCUGGGCUUUACAGCCAAAUGGAGCGUACUGUAAUGAUGCGUUUGACCAGCAAACUCUCGUGGAGUCUGAAGAACCGUUCGGUGUGGUUCAUUGUAGUGUAGCAAAAGAGCAGGCCUUGACACUACUGGAUGUUUCUAUCCUUGCUUUUCAAAAGCUGUCAAGUGUGUACGGCACUGAAACAGAGCUCUCCAGUCAGGUUUUCAAAGAACUGCUGAGAAAGCACUUUGUCCUGAUGUCUGAUUACACCAGUGUUAUGAAAACCUUUAAUGAGAGAGUGAGUCUGUGCCAACAAGGUCAACCUGGCAUCCCUUCACCUUUACACUUUUUAGGCUGCAAUGCCCACUAUCUUCUUGGACUGAGUCACGCAGCUGAACAAGAAAUUGUGUCUUUUGAAAAUGAAAUCUCAGCUGUUACUGGGGAGAAAUUAGGCCGUGACAAGAAUCCGAAGUUUACACAUUUCAUGAACUUUUCCGAGAGUGCUGCUGCACGUUACAUCCGCAUGGCAUGUGAUGUUUUGAACCCUCGUGGCGAAGAAAAGUUUGGAUGCAGGAAGGAGUGGCUUGCAUUCUGCGAGGCCAAUGGCAAGGCUUCCAAAGUGCCAAGCGGUCGAUCAAAUCGGUUUAAUAACUUCUUUGAAGGAGCUGCUGCUCUCAUUCAUCAUCACAUGGAUGUUGUUGCUUUCUUCUCUGAUGAGCAUGUGUUAAAGAGACUGAAUGUGAUACAGGAAAGUGUCCGUGAUGAUGUUCAAGAUCCCGUACUGCAAGCUCUAGUUUGUGUUUUUGCGGUCAUCUAUUUUCAAGUCAUAGGUCCCUACUGGCAACUCCUGAAAAGCAAUGCAGAAUACCUUGACUUCCAAAAAUACAUCCAGCGUCUUCACCAAAAGUUCAACGAAUGGUCUUUGGAUGCUACACCUCUCCUCCUACCAGAACUUAGCAAUACAGCUUUCCACCAGUUUCUUCAUCAUGAGGAGAGCUUUGAUGGUUUGUUUGCAUAUUGUAACCCUAACAAUCCAUACUUUACCCUCAUAAAGAAGACACUGGAACAAACUAUGAAAUCAUUUGUUGCUGUGACUCAGAGAGAGCUUUCCGAUUUCUUGCCAGGAGGGGUUCACAGUAAAGAGCCCACACCAGAACUUCGUGCAAAAAUGAGAACCUGCCAGCUUGCACAGUUGAUGGGUGAAUACCCCUUUGGACACACUUACACUGACAAGUACAGAAGGCCCAACAAUUCUUUGAAUCACCAAAGACCCUUGCACAGUCCAUCUCGUACCUCCGGUCAGACAGGAAGACACAAGAAGCGAAUGCAACUGAGCAGCAUAGAGAUGAAUUCAAUGCAGAAAAAACAGCUGCUGGAUAUCACAAACAAGUCAAAGAUUAUGGCUGCAGUGGUGAGAAACGGAGGACCUUGCAAAACUAAAAGAGAUGUUGAUUGCCUUUUGUCUAGCUUGGAAGGGGCCAAUCACUCACAGAAACGUGAGGCAAUACGAUUGCAGAUUAGUUACCAGAAAAUUGUUCUUGGCUUAAAAGACAGAAACUUAACCCAUAUAGGGUUUUCUCUGAAAGACAUGGUGGAUAAACUCAAGUCGGUCUUGGCAGAUGAUGAGUGCCCACAGAUCCCUGUUCACAGCAGUAAACCAGCGUUUAGCCAGGAUGCCCAAGCAGGACCAAGCCAGCGGCCAUGUGAGGUAGUCCCUUCCACUACAAUGGGAAGUGCAGCUCAAGAUCCUUUAGAAGAUUGCCACUUUGAAAACAAUGACAAACACACCAUGAAAAGGAGUUCUAAGUUACACAAAAACGAAAUUCAGUCUUUUGUGUUUCUAGAUUAAUGUCCUUGCGAUGCGUUGCAUUAACUUGUGUACACCAGACAUUGGGAAAUGUUCAAAGAAUUGCAGUUUCUUCAGAGGAUCAAAAGCAAUCCCUUUCACUAGCUGUGAAAGUUAUGCAGACUGUUACAUACUAUGUACGCUUUGUGCUGUUGAAACUAUAAGUUUAAAAAAAAAAAUCAAACUAAUGGAGAACUUUAGCAAAUUCCAGAAAGCAGUAGUUUUUUUUUUGUUUUGUUUUUGUUUUUUUUAAACGUGAAAGCAAAGCUAGCUUUCUUCAUAAUGCAUGCUUGAAAACAGGAAUACACCUAAAAUAUAUUUAGCUCCCUUAUAGUGUAUGUGUGUAGACUUCUAGUAAACCAGUCUGAGUCGUGGCUGCUGAGGACGCCUGUAGCCUUCUAGUCAUGCAUGACUAAUGGAGCCUUCUAGAUACAAACAAACCCAUCCACCCCCUCAGCUGAUGCGUCUUGCCACAGUUUCAUCUAUUUGUGUUUCUGUAAAAAGCAGCAUGUACAGAAGAAAAUUGGUUUUUUUUUGUUUGUUUUUUUUGUGUUCCCGGAGCCAGUAUUUAGUAAGCAUGAUUUUAUGAAAACGGAAUGCUUUUCAUGAUAUGCAGUUAAUGAGUAAAUAUACAGGACUGUGGGGCCUCUGAAAUUAUAUUUAUAUUUAGUCAUAUUACUCUCUUUAAAGCAUUCAUAAUAUUCAUGUACAUGUGUCAAACUAUUAUAUACCCAGUCUUGGACUUGGAUGUUCCAAGAGUACCUGCAGUUUUAGAUUUUUUUUAAAUAUAAAUACAAAGUUCCCUAUCAAGUAUGAAAUGUAACCAUUACAGCAUGGGUAUUUAUCCCUAAAGACCCUGUAACCUGGAUAGAUAUAACAAAGAAUGCUCUUCAUAUCCUGUGACACAAUCAUGGCAACCCCUGAGGGCAUGAACAGAUCGCACGAACAUACAUCGUCACCAUUUUUCCUUUUGUCCGACCUCAGCAGUAGAGACUACGAGCAGAUCAGUGUUAGGUAUUCUUUUAUCUGCUUGUUCUCUUGUGUAGCUGCACUGUUAAUGUGGUUUAUAUUUACGUGAUUGUAAAACCCGUCGUGGUUUUCUUAAAUUAUGUAUAAUUCACACUAAUCAAGCGUUUACUGUUCUGUGUGAGAUUUGUUCCUCUGUGUAUUUCAGUUCUGGGCUCAGCAGUCCUGCGUUGGGCCGAGACAUGCACUUAGGGCUAAAACUGCUUUCAGUUUUCCCCCAAUGUCUCGUUGCCACAUUUACUUCUGCUUGCAGAAGUAUUGUGAAGACUGUUAGACAGUAGGUUUUCCUCAGUCUUCAGACUGUUGGGUUAGCCAUGAGCUUAAUAGGCGGGUAUCCCUUUAGAUCGCUUCUGUGGUAACUAGGUCCAGGCCUGCCUCGUUCCCACCAGUACAAGUUCUGUACAACGAACAAGGUUACCACUCCGAUUCACUACGCAGCUGCUAGGCUUAGCCCUGCCUUGGGUCUGAUUGCUUGCAAUCCUUCCUGCAGUGUUUCAGGCCGCCUUUGUUCUUGCUUGCAGUACCGUUGCAAAAGCUGUCAUGGCUGUGGCAGCAGGGUUUCCCCAGUCUUAGGGCUGUGUUGGUUUGCCUGAAGCUAUAUAGGUGGGCACCCCUGUAUAGUGCUUCUGCAGUAACUGUGGAUCACAGACCUGUCCUGUUUCUGACCUGGUACACGUACCGAACAGUGAACAAGGUUACUGGACUGCCGUACCCGAAUUGUAUCGUACCAAGUGUACCGUACCUAAGGUACCUUGCCGGGUAUACCACCACUGAGUGGUGAGCCACCACCGAGUGUACCACCGUACUGAGUGUACCACUGUACCAGGUGUACCACACCGGGUGUAACCACCCACCGAACUGUACCAGGGUAUUGUACAGCACUAGUGCUCGGGCACUGUGCGGCUGUGACCCAAUCUGUUCAUUUACUGUCUGCUCGGUUCAUUACUGUUCAGACUUGGUUCUAAGCUGGUGUUGUGGUGAAAAGCAGUGAUACCAUCCCUUGUCCAGUACCAGUGGACCCGGUUUGAGUCUCGACACGCGCUGUUUUUCUAUAUUUUUAAUACAGUACUUUUGUCAGCAGCAUUGCUGCGUAUGCUGUCUGAGACAGUGGCUUUUGGUUACAAGUAUUGUAUACUGCACCUUCUACAUACUACUGUAUACAGGCGCUGGCUUGUGCUUUUCAAAGUGCAUGGAGGCUAUUCUGUCCCCACUGAGACUACGGCUGGACGAUAGUGAUUUUUUACUAUCGAUGCAUCGUUUUCAUAAAGACCCGGUGCAUUGUUGUUUCAUAACGCAAUAGAAACUUGUAAAUAAUAAGUACAUAUAAACCCACCCCUCUCUUUACUGCGGACGGAUCAGUCCUGGAGUUGGCUUCCCAUUUUUACUGUCUAACUGCGUAUGCCUUAGCUGCAAUAUACAUAGGC